UUUUUUAUUUCUAGGAAAAUAAAAAUUAAUCAAUAUGGGUCAAACACUGUCAGAACCAAUCACCGCCAAGGAAUCAUCAUAUUGCCAAAAUGAAUUGUACAGAGUGGGUUCCAGCUGUAUGCAGGGCUGGCGCAUAAAUAUGGAAGAUUCACAUACACACAUUCUAUCGUUGCCCGAUGAUCCGGGUACUGCAUUUUUUGCCGUCUAUGAUGGCCAUGGCGGUGCAACAGUAGCACAAUAUGCUGGGAAACAUUUACACAAGUUUGUUUUGAAACGACCCGAAUACAAGGAUAAUGUUGAAAAAGCCUUAAAGCAAGCAUUCUUAGAUAUUGACUAUGAAAUGUUAUACAAUGAGUCAUGGGGCGAGCAGAUGGCCGGUUCAACAGCCGUUGUGGUGUUAAUUAAAAAUAAUCGAUUAUAUUGUGCCAAUGCCGGUGAUUCACGUGCCGUUGCGUGCAUAAAUGGCAAAGUCGAAACAUUAUCAAUGGACCAUAAACCAAAUAAUGAAGCUGAAUCGAAACGUAUCAAUGAAGGUGGCGGCUGGGUGGAAUUUAAUCGUGUCAAUGGUAAUCUGGCAUUAUCGAGAGCAUUGGGUGAUUUUGUAUUCAAACGUAAUGAAAAUAAGAAACCCGAAGACCAAAUUGUAACAGCCUAUCCCGACGUUGAGACCCGCACAAUUGAUGAUGAUUGGGAAUUUCUUGUGCUUGCUUGUGACGGUAUUUGGGAUGUUAUGAGCAAUGAAGAAGUUGUCGAUUUUUGUCGAGCACGAAUCGGACAAGGCAUGUAUCCGGAAGAAAUUUGCGAAGAAUUAAUGAAUCACUGUUUGGCACCCGAUUGUCAAAUGGGCGGAUUGGGUGGUGAUAACAUGACCGUCGUUUUGGUGUGUUUUCUUCACAAUAAACCAUAUGCGGAACUAGUAGCGAAAUGUGGUUCGGCUUCAACAAAUGUGUUUACGGCAAACAGCACUAUGAACAAUGUCAUUACAUCGGAUACAACAACCACAACGACGACGACGACGGCAACGGCAAUCAAAACAUCGCAACCACAUUCAACACCAUCAUCGCCGGAAGAUGAAGAGGAAGAUUUAGAUCUAAAAUAA
This is a messenger RNA of Musca vetustissima, 1099 nucleotides long. RefSeq names its product probable protein phosphatase 2C T23F11.1. The transcript has 3 exons. Gene Ontology annotation, biological process: protein dephosphorylation. Gene Ontology annotation, molecular function: protein serine/threonine phosphatase activity; cation binding. The record is from RefSeq and is a predicted model, not a curated record. NCBI's taxonomy places the organism in Eukaryota, Metazoa, Arthropoda, Insecta, Diptera, Muscidae. The coding region runs from base 35 to 1099 and encodes 354 amino acids.